CAAAGAGAUCUUCAAUUUCACUAUGUUUAGAGAGAGAACCUUCCCCUCAAAAUCACUUUAUUAUGGAAAGAUCAAACUCUUUCAUUAUGGAAAUUGAGAGCCUUGUACCAAAUCCCAAAAUUUAUGUAUUAAACCCCACAUUUAAUCAAUACUUAUAAAACCCUCACGGUAACUGGUUGAAGGUCAAGGGAAAUAGAAAGGAGAAAUCGGCUUAAGUACGGUGAGUUCCAGAAUUACUCCGUGAGCCUUUCUCCCCAAAUUUCAAUUAACAAUCCCUAAAAUCAAACCCUGAUCUUUUCUAUUUCGUAUUUGGAUAAAGAACAACACAAAGAAACGCGGCAAAUUAGAUUUUUGGUCUCGCAAUUGUGCCCUAAUUCAAUUUAAAGCUCCCUAGCUUCCAAUUUUUUGCUUCCAUUCAGUGGAUCAGGCUUGGGCUUCAUUGCAAUUUGGUUUGUUCUUUUAGUGGUGAUACAAAUUUUAAAUUUGUUCUUUUUUUUUUCUUUUGUUAAUCGAUCUUUCGAAUUAGUCAACAGCAUUAGUUGCUUGCCUUCAGAUUUAUCAACCGUUCUUUUUAAAGUUAUUUGUUUCUGUUUUUUCUGCUGGAUACAUGUUACCUCUUUCUCUUCAAUGUUAUGUGCUUGUUUACUGAGAAAACGCAGGAAAAAAAAGGAGAUGAUAUUAGGGCAUUGAUCGUUUUGGUUGUCGUUAACCUUUUAAUUGUUUGUAAAUGCGAAUGGGGGAAAAUUGUGAUUGCGGCUUAAGCAAUCAGUAUAUAUAUCCUAAGGGUUUUUCUUUUUCUUUUCAUUUUUGAAUGCGAAGUUACGCUUUAUUACAUGUUAAUAUUCUUUGUAAUCUUUUUGCUGAAAAUAGUAUAGGGUUAGAUAAAUUGCGUUCUUUUGGAUGAGUAUUACGAUAUAGUGACGGAUAGGUGCAUGCUUCCAUAUCGUGAUUGAAUUAUGUAUUCUAUUUGUAAAAUGGUUUGAGGGGCUUUCAAAAGCUUGUUGCUGGAUAUAGAGUAAUGGGAAGCGGCGAUAUGGAUAAAGCUGCGAAAGAAAAGGACCCUAAGGCACCGCCAGCUGCACAUGAGGCGUCAACUGCUAACACGAGUACAGUAAAUGCAGACUGGUCUAGGUUUCAGGCUUAUUCUCCCAUUCCUCCACAUGGUUUCUUGGCAUCAAGUCCCCAAGCUCCCCCAUAUAUGUGGGGCGUUCAGCAUAUUAUGCCUCCCUAUGGUAACCCACCACAUCCUUAUGUUGCAAUGUAUCCUCAUGGUGGAAUAUAUGCACAUCCAUCCCUUCCUCUAGGAUCUUAUCCUUUUAGUCCUUUUGCUAUGCCUUCUCCAAAUGGUAUUGAUGAGGCUUCUGGAAAUACUCCUGGAAGCAUGGAAAUGGAUGGUAAGCCUCCUGAAGUGAAGGAAAAGUUGCCUAUCAAAAGAUCAAAAGGGAGUUUAGGCUGUUUGAACAUGAUUACCGGAAAGAACAGUAAUAUUGGUAAAACAUCAGGGGCUUCUGGUAAUGGAAUUUCUAAAAGCAGUGGAAGUGAAGGUACAAGCGAAGAUAGUGAUGCAGACUCUCAGAAUCAAUCGCAAUUGAAGUCUGGAAGUGGAAAAGAUUCUGAAGAAGGUGAAGCAUCUCAGAAUGGAGGUCCUAAUUCAGGCUAUUCAAUAGUGAAUACAGCAACGGCCAUUGUACCUAUAGCAAAUACUGGGGCAGCAACAACUGUUCCUGGUCCAACAACUAACUUACAUAUUGGGAUGGACUAUUGGGGGACGCCAGCUUCAUCUAAAGUUCCUGGAAUGCAUACGCAGGUUUCUUCGACACCAGUUGCAGGCGAAAUUUUAACCCCUUCAUCGCGGGACAGUGUUCAGUCUCGGCUUUGGUUACAGGAUGAGAGGGAGCUUAAAAGACACAGAAGGAAGCAAUCAAACAGAGAGUCUGCUCGGCGGUCAAGGUUGCGUAAGCAGGCGGGAUGUGAUGAGCUGGCUCAACGUGCUGAAGCCUUAAAGGAAGAGAAUGCCCACCUUAGAUCAGAAGUUGGGCGUCUCAAAAGCGAGUAUGAGCAGCUUCAUGCACAAAAUACAUCUGUCAAGGAGAGGCUAGGUGAAGUUCCCGAGCGCGAGGAUGAUCUAAAGUCCAGUAGGAAUUACCAACAUGAUGAACAAACGGAGACUGUGCAGGGUAGUCAUUAGGUUUCAUACACCCUGUUUCUUGCCUUCUCCAGGGGCCUAACCUAACCAAAU
This is a messenger RNA of Hibiscus syriacus, 2239 nucleotides long. Its product is annotated as bZIP transcription factor 16-like. The record is from RefSeq and is a predicted model, not a curated record. Gene Ontology annotation, cellular component: nucleus. The transcript has 12 exons. Bases 1019 to 2188 code for a protein of 389 amino acids. Gene Ontology annotation, molecular function: DNA-binding transcription factor activity; sequence-specific DNA binding. Gene Ontology annotation, biological process: regulation of DNA-templated transcription. Lineage: Eukaryota; Viridiplantae; Streptophyta; Magnoliopsida; Malvales; Malvaceae.